GACAACCUCCCCGCCAACCGGCACUCCUCGUCUCUUCCCCUAUAUCACGAGCACCCCCACCACCCUUCACAAUCAACAAUCGGGCCAAUAAAUUAGUAGCCAACGAUCGAUUGUACUGGGGGAUUAUCAGUAAUUACUAAUUAGUAGGUGCGAGUCGAUUGGCGGAGGAGAUGAAGUUCGGCAAGUGGCUCAAGAGGCAGAUCGAGCAGAGCCUCCCGGAGUGGCGGGAUCAGUUCCUGCGCUACAAGGAGCUCAAGCGCUGCGUCAACGCCGUCUCCGGAGGCUGCCCGCCGUCGCCGGUGGAGGAGGCCGAGUUCAUCGCCACACUCGACGCCGAGAUGGAGAAGAUCAACGCCUUCUUCCUCGAGCAGGAGGAGGAGUUCAUCAUCCACCACCGGGAGCUGCAGGAGGACAUCAGCAGGGCGCUGGACCGCAAGGCCGCCGGGCUAGUGACGCCGGGGCAGCACGAGGCCGCGGUCGCCGCCAUCCGCAGGGAGAUCGUCAACUUCCACGGGGUCAUGGUGCUGCUCCUCAACUACAGCAGCAUCAACUACAUAGGUCUGGCCAAGAUCCUGAAGAAGCACGACAAGCGCACGGGCGCGGUGCUCCGGCUGCCGGUGAUCGAGGCGGUGCUGGAGCAGCCCUUCUUCGAGACGGAGACGGUGUCGCAGCUGGUGCGGGAGUGCGAGGCCAUGAUGGAGGCCGUGUUCCCGGAGGCGCCCGAGGGCCAGGCGGCGGCGCGCCAGGACCAGGAGGCGCUCGCCGUCGCCGAGCAGAGCAUCUUCCGGAACACCGUGGCGGCGCUGCUCACCAUGGAGGACGUGCGCGCCUGGAGCUCCACCAGAGGCCGACACUCGCUGCCGCCGCUCAACCUGCCGGACUCCGACUGGCUCCGGUCAUUCCAGCAGGCGGCACCGAUCCCCACCCAAUGACAGUAGUCAAUUGCCUUCCUCGCUCCUCUGUUUUUCUCGCCUCUUGGCACUUGGCAGCGCCCCGCCCGCCGGAGAUGCUCUGCUUUCUUGCCUGUAAUUUCCAAGCUUCUUAAGUUCUUUCUAUUUAUGCGGUACCAUCCAACUUCCUAACAAAGUACUCCCUCCAUUUUUCUUUACAUGACGUUUCUAACAAAAGUUUUGGCCUGCUUCCAGUGCAAAUCUGUAGUCAGAAACAGCAACUAUCCACGAAGUACUAGCUUGUACUAAACUAAAUAGUGGAAGUACCAAGGUGAGAUGUGAGCGAGCAUUCAAAUUCAUACUGAAUUUGGUGCAAAAAUUGUACAGUGUUGCUGUAAUUUAUGAAAGGAUAGUUUCUCAGAGAC
This is a messenger RNA of Setaria italica (foxtail millet), 1315 nucleotides long. Its product is annotated as SPX domain-containing protein 6. NCBI's taxonomy places the organism in Eukaryota, Viridiplantae, Streptophyta, Magnoliopsida, Poales, Poaceae. The record is from RefSeq and is a predicted model, not a curated record. The transcript has 2 exons. Gene Ontology annotation, biological process: cellular response to phosphate starvation. The coding region runs from base 171 to 932 and encodes 253 amino acids.